AUGUCUAUUUUCCUGCCUUGUUUCUCUAAACACCAUUACCAUAUUAAUCUGCAUUUUAACUUCAAACUAAAACUUCCUUUAUUUUUCUUUCUCAUUUCUUUACCAGCUCUUUUCUUCAGUCCAGUUUCCUCCGCCGUCUACAGCGGCGCCGGCGGUCCUAACCAUGAAGCAGUUAUACUUUCCACAUGGGUUUUUGGUGGGGUUGCCGGAGAUGUCGCCGGAAUUAAAUCUUUUUUCCAAAGUUGGCAACUUUCCGGCGAAACAAAGAAUCCAUGCAAAUGGGCUUACAUUGUUUGUGACUUACAAGAUUUAGUGACUGAAAUAAAUAUUCAGUCAGUACCAUUACAGUUAUCUAUGCCCAGUAAUCUUUCAUCAUUUUCCCAUUUAAAAACACUAAGAAUAUCUGAUGCUAACCUCACCGGAGUUAUCUCCGGCGAGCUUGGUGACUGCCGGAAUCUUGUCACCAUUGAUUUAAGCUCAAAUGGUCUUGUGGGUAUCAUUCCAAAUUCAUUGGGUCAGCUUACAAACCUAAAAGACUUAAUCUUGAACUCAAACAAACUCACCGGAAAAAUCCCACCGGAGAUAGGAAGUUGCCGGAAUCUUGUCAAUCUUUACUUGUUUGACAACAGACUUUCCGGUGAAAUCCCACCGGAGUUGGGUCAGUUAAAAAAUCUUGAAGUUAUCAGGGCUGGUGGUAAUAAUGACCUCAGUGGUAAAAUCCCAGAUGAAAUUGGAGAAUGUAGUAACUUAACAUUUUUAGGCCUAGCUGAUACAAGGAUUUCAGGUUCAAUUCCUAGCUCAUUUGGUAAUCUUAUAAAGCUUCAAACUUUAUCUAUAUAUACUGCUAUGUUAUCUGGUGAGUUGCCAAAAGAGUUAGGUGGUUGUGUAGAGCUAGUAAACUUGUUUUUGUAUGAAAAUAGUCUUUCUGGCCAGAUCAUUCCAGAGGUAGGAAAGUUGAAAAAACUCGAAAAGUUGCUGUUAUGGCAAAACAAUUUUGUUGGAUCAAUCCCUGAAGAGAUAGGAAACUGUACUAAGUUGAAAAUGUUUGAUGUGUCUUUAAAUUCUUUAUCUGGGAUAAUUCCGAAUUCGGUAGGGAAUCUUGUGGAGUUAGAAGAGUUUAUGAUUAGUAAUAAUAAUGUGUCUGGUUCAAUACCAAUUGUGCUUGCAAAUGCUGUUAAUUUACAACAAUUGCAGCUUGAUACUAAUCAGAUUUCGGGGUUGAUUCCGUAUGAGCUAGGGAUGUUGGUAAAUCUUGAAGUGUUUUUCGCUUGGGAUAAUAAUCUUGAAGGAAGUAUUCCUUCGAGUUUAGGAAGUUGUAGCAAUCUCCAAGCUUUAGACUUAUCGCAUAAUUCACUAACUGGUAGUAUUCCAUUAGAGCUGUUUCAGUUACAGAACCUUACCAAGUUGCUUCUUAUUUCCAAUGAUAUCUCGGGUUCCUUACCACCAGAGAUUGGAAGUGCUAGCUCUUUAGUGAGGUUGAGAUUGGGUGGUAACCGAAUCACGGGUCAAAUCCCAAAGGAAAUUGGGGGUUUGAAAAGCAUAAACUUUCUUGAUUUGUCUGGAAACCGGUUAUCUGGUGUGGUUCCUAAUGAGAUUUCUAGUUGUACCGAGUUAGAAAUGGUGGAUCUUAGCAACAACACGUUAGAAGGCCCGUUACCUGGUUCUUUGUCAUCUUUAUCAGGCCUCCAAGUCUUGGAUGUUUCAAGAAACCGUUUUAAUGGUCCCAUUCCGGCUAGUUUGGGGCGGCUCGUGUCACUAAACAAACUCAUUUUGGCUCAAAAUGAGUUUUCUGGAGCGAUCCCUGCUUCGCUUCAACUUUGCUCAGGUUUACAAUUUCUAGACCUGAGUAGUAACAAACUAUCGGGCAAAAUACCAGCUGAAUUAGGAAAUAUCCAGUCACUCGAGAUUGCAUUGAACUUGAGUUGUAAUGGGCUAUCUGGGCCUAUCCCAGCUCAAAUAGCUACACUCACCAAGCUUUCGAUUCUUGACAUGUCAUACAACAAGCUUGAUGGAAACUUGAGCCCACUUUCACACCUUGACAACCUUGUGUCAUUGAACAUCUCAUAUAACAACUUUACAGGAUAUCUACCUGACAACAAGCUUUUCAGGCAAUUAUCUGAGGCAGAUUUGGCUGGGAAUCGAGGUUUGUGUUCGAUUGGUAAAGAUUCGUGCUUUUUGAGUAAUGUGGCAGAAUCAGGAAAUGGGAAAGACGAGUAUAAGUCUAGAAACACCAAAAGGCUAAGACUUGCACUUGCAUUACUUAUAACUUUGACAAUUGCUAUGAUGAUCAUGGGUGUGACUGCAGUUUUAAGGGCAAGAAGAAGAAUCAAGGGUGAUGAUGAAUCCGAGCUAGGUGAAUCAUGGCCAUGGCAGUUUACUCCAUUUCAGAAGCUUAAUAUUUCAGUUGAACGUAUCUUGAAAUGUUUAGUGGACACGAAUGUAAUUGGAAAAGGGUGUUCUGGGGUUGUGUAUCGGGCCGAUAUGGACAAUGGUGAAACCAUAGCUGUGAAAAAGCUAUGGCCAUCAAUGACAGUUAAUGGAGCUUAUGAAGGUGAGAAAUGUGCAGUACGAGAUUCGUUUUCAGCGGAAGUAAAAACUUUGGGCUCAGUUAGACACAAGAACAUCGUCCGCUUUCUUGGUUGUUGUUGGAACAAGAAAACACGGCUGCUGAUGUACGAUUACAUGCCAAACGGAAGUCUUGGUAGUCUACUUCAUGAAAGAAUUGGAAGCUCAUUAGAGUGGGAGUUGAGGUACCAAAUCUUGCUAGGGGCUGCAGAAGGGCUCUCUUACCUGCACCACGAUUGUGUUCCUCCAAUCGUUCAUCGAGAUAUCAAGGCUAAUAACAUUCUCAUUGGACUUGAAUUCGAGCCUUACAUUGCAGAUUUUGGCCUUGCAAAGCUAGUUGAUGAUGGUGAUUUUGCUAGAUCCUCCAACACAAUUGCGGGUUCAUAUGGAUAUAUUGCUCCUGAAUACGGCUACUCCAUGAAAAUCACGGAAAAAAGCGAUGUCUAUAGCUACGGAGUAGUAAUGCUAGAAGUCCUAACCGGAAAACAACCUAUCGACCCAACAAUCCCAGACGGGUUACACGUUGUAGAUUGGGUAAAACAACGAAAAGGAUGGACUGAAGUACUCGACCCCUCGUUAUUAGGCCGACCAGAAUCUGAUAUAGAAGAAAUGAUGCAAGCAUUAGGGGUAGCACUACUAUGCAUCAAUUCAUUGCCUGAAGAAAGGCCAACAAUGAAAGAUGUGGCAGCAAUGUUGAAAGAAAUCAAACACGAAAGAGAAGAGUACGCGAAAGUUGACGCCCUUUUGAAGGGCUCCCCAGAGAAACCCGCCACCAUUCCGUCGUCAUCCGCGGCUGCCGGUGGCGGAAAUAGCUUUUCUGCUUCGUCAUUGCUUUACUCAUCUUCUACUUCUUCUAGAGUUCCAUACAAGUGAAUAAUUAAGGUUGUUCCAUAUGUGGUUUC
Messenger RNA from Erigeron canadensis, 3467 nucleotides. RefSeq names its product LRR receptor-like serine/threonine-protein kinase RGI1. The record is from RefSeq and is a predicted model, not a curated record. Bases 1 to 3438 code for a protein of 1145 amino acids. Gene Ontology annotation, cellular component: plasma membrane. The transcript is spliced from 2 exons. Lineage: Eukaryota; Viridiplantae; Streptophyta; Magnoliopsida; Asterales; Asteraceae. Gene Ontology annotation, molecular function: protein binding; ATP binding; protein kinase activity. Gene Ontology annotation, biological process: protein phosphorylation; hormone-mediated signaling pathway.